CUCUCUAUCGGCCCGACACAGCAGCAUGGCGGCGGUGGAGACACGGGAGUGUGAGACGGAAGGUUGCUGCAGUGAAGCCAAACUCCAGUGUCCCACCUGCAUCAAACUCGGGAUUCAAGGCUCAUACUUCUGCUCUCAGGCUCGUUAAAGUGAAAUAAAAACAGAGGACAUGUAUCCGAAAGGUCGUCUUUAUCAUCUGGUGCUGCGCAUGAAGGAGUGUUUCAAAGGCAGCUGGGCCACCCAUAAAGUGCUCCACAAAAAAGCAAAGGAAGAUCAAAUAAAAGAUGAAGGCAAGAACUGUGUGGAGAAGGAAAUCAACACAGACCCAUGGCUUGGCUACAGAUACACUGGCAAACUGCGACCCCACUAUCCACUGACACCAAUGCGGCUUGUUCCCAGCAACAUUCAGAGACCAGACUAUGCAGAUCAUCCGUUGGCUGCAGAGGUUGGGUUGUUGGCAGGGAUGUCUGAGUCAGAACAGUCCAUGAAGGGGACAUCUCAGAUAAAGAUCCUCAAUGCGGAAGAGAUUGAGGGCAUGAGAGUUGUCUGCAAGCUGGCUCGAGAAGUGCUGGACAUUGCUGCCAUGAUGGUGAAAUCUGGGGUGACAACGGAGGAGAUCGACCACGCAGUGCAUUUGGCGUGUACAACUAGGAAUUGUUACCCAUCUCCUCUGAACUACUACAACUUUCCCAAGUCCUGCUGCACCUCUGUCAAUGAAGUCAUCUGUCAUGGAAUACCUGACCGUCGCCCCCUACAGGAUGGGGACAUACUUAACAUUGACAUAACGGUUUACCACAAUAGUUACCAUGGAGAUCUGAAUGAAACCUUUUUUGUGGGCGAGGUGGAUGAGGGAGCCAAGAGAUUGGUUCAGACCACUUAUGAAUGUCUUAUGCAGGCCAUCGACUCGGUGAAGCCUGGUAUCCGCUAUCGUGAACUGGGGAACAUCAUUCAAAAACAUGCGCAGGCUAAUGGUUUCUCUGUGGUCCGGAGCUACUGUGGCCAUGGCAUCCACAAACUGUUUCACACUGCACCCAAUGUACCGCACUAUGCCAAGAAUAAAGCAGUAGGAGUGAUGAAGCCUGGCCAUGUGUUCACUAUUGAGCCCAUGAUCUGCGAAGGUGGCUGGCAAGACGAGACGUGGCCAGAUGGUUGGACGGCAGUCACUCGCGACGGAAAACGCUCGGCCCAGUUCGAACACACGCUCCUCGUGACGGAGACCGGCUGCGAAAUCCUCACGCGUCGUCUGGAGGAUAAUGGCCACGCUCACUUCCUGUCCCAAAUGUAGGAUGGUGGGGUCGUAUCAGCCCUAUUCUGCAGUGGAGGAUACAACAGCUCCGCCCCAUAUCACCGAUCAGCCAAUCACACUGGUUCUCUGUUGGGCUGGAGAUGAUUGGCCAUGUGGCCGUGUCAGCGGAUUUGGGUGGGAAGAGGAGAUUUGUUAACUUCUGAAUGUGUCACCUGACAGUCACAUUAAUUCAGCUUGGAUCUGAGAAAAGGCGCUGGCCUUUAACUCUGUUACUCUGUCUACAUGGGAUGCAGAAUUAUCUGUGUGUGUGUGUGUUUGAGUCAGAGCGUCAGCUGUGUGGACUCUGCCGUCUCAUUCUGCUUCAGUGUGUUCGUAUGGCUGGCUCGUUGCAGUGUACGGUUAUUAUUAUUAUUUUUUGGUGAGCCAUUGAAGUUUGAGAUGCAACGAGUAAUAGAAUAUACAUAGUAAAACACUGGAGGCUCUCCAAAUGAUAUCAGAACAGAUAUAUUCACAGUUAGAAUGCAUCGUGACAAUGAACAUUGUAAAACUGUUUCUACCAGCGUUCAUAAGGUCCACUUAAAUCAGUCGUGUUUUCUCUACGAACACCUAGACGUGAACAUUUGGUUAAAAACAAUGUUUUUUUAUGCUUUGUGAAGGGGGGAUAGUUUCUCUGAAAAGGUCCUCUCACUGCAGUUGUCUUUGGUCAAUGAAAAGAUGAUUUUUGUUUGUCUCUAGCGAUAAAAUCCGAAGGAGAAGAGAAUCCCAUAUAAAAAUAAGGCUGAAAAGCAGUUGUAGGCCUUGCGUCAUUGAUGCUCUCUGUAUGUUUAAUGCAUCUCAUGAAAUCAUCUUCAGUGUUUCGGAAUUCAAGCUGAAUAAAAGUAUAUUUUCUCCUUUA
This is a messenger RNA of Triplophysa rosa, 2141 nucleotides long. It is a transcript of the gene metap1, whose product is annotated as methionyl aminopeptidase 1. Gene Ontology annotation, biological process: proteolysis. Gene Ontology annotation, molecular function: metalloaminopeptidase activity. The transcript has 13 exons. The coding region runs from base 170 to 1285 and encodes 371 amino acids. The record is from RefSeq and is a predicted model, not a curated record. NCBI's taxonomy places the organism in Eukaryota, Metazoa, Chordata, Actinopteri, Cypriniformes, Nemacheilidae.